Durusdinium trenchii is the source of this 2720-nucleotide messenger RNA. NCBI's taxonomy places the organism in Eukaryota, Dinophyceae, Suessiales, Symbiodiniaceae. The record is from the annotation of a GenBank genome assembly.
ACUAAUUUUAUCCGAUGGCCCCGGUCUCAUGGCGAGCAGCGCAGAGUCCCCGGAUGGGCAUGCCAUCCCUCGUCUGGUGCACCAGACUGCGCCCACUGAGCGCUCGCGAUGGGACCCUCGCUGGGAGCAUUGUCAGAAGACAUGGAUGCGCGUGUGCGCCAGCUGUCGCUACAUCUUGUGGGAUGACGAUGCCUUGAGAGAGCUCGUGCGAGAAGCGUUUCCUGAGGAGCUGGAUGUUUAUGACCAGUAUGAAGAACACAUCCAACGAGUGGAUUUUGCACGGGCCGCCAUGCUCUACCUGCAUGGAGGUCUCUACGCGGACAUGGACAUAGAACUCUUCCAGGACCCCUUCCCCCACCUGCCCGCUGGGCGGGUGAGCCUGGUGGCUUCUCCUUAUGUGGAGAGCGAGCGGCAUCAGAACUCACUGAUGGCCUCAGCACCAAGGCAUCCAUUUUGGCUGGCCUUUGUACAAGAAGCUCGCCGACGCUUUCAGAAUCGAAGCGCCUACAGGACUACGUGGCAACUCACUGGACCUCAGAUGCUGGACGCACUGGUUGAAAAGACGUCGUCCUCGUGGCUGCACGUGCUGCCUGCGGAGCUCUUCAACCAGGCGAUGCGGUCGCCGGGCUUUCGAUCUCCCAAGAUCAUCGCGCGGCACUUCUGCACGAGCGUGUGGACCCAUGAGAUGCACACAGAGAGCAUGCGCCUUCAUCAAGCAGCACGAUCAGGCGAUUUGGACCAGGUGCGCAGUGCUUUGUCCGCUCGUGCCGAUUUAAGCAGCAGCGACUAUGCUGGUCUUACGGCCUUGCACCAUGCAGCGCUUCGUGGCGAUGCUCGGAUGGUUGAGCUGUUGGCUUUGCUGAAGGCCGAUGUCUCGGCUCAGGACAAGAAUGCCACCACACCUUUACACUACGCGGUGCAGCUCUCACAUGUGCAGGUGCUUCGAGUCUUGCUGGCCGCCCAGUGCAGCUUGGAAGUCCAACUGCUCCAGGGCCCUUUUGGCAGGAUGCACUCCCUUGGAUUUGGCGCGAAGGAUCUGCCAAAGCCCAAAUUCAGAAGUGCGCGGGACGCGCUAGGACGUCCGCGCGACACACAAUAGCACCGGCACCGGCGGUGGCCGCCCAGCCAUGCAGCCAGCAGGGGGCUGGGACAUGUGAACUCGCUGCCGCUUGGAAGGGACGUCUAUCAAUAGGGUACUAGUAGGGAUAGGCGUUUGUAGGCGGUCUUUUUCGAGUAGGACAAAUAGGAGAGAGAUGCAAAUAGGCGAGAGUGGGUGUGGCAGUGGUGCUUGUUAGGUGUUGUGGUGAUAGUUGUUUUGGUUGGUGCUGUGAGUGUGGUGGUUGCUGUGGUUUAUCGUUUCGUGGUGGUUGUUGUUAGAUGUUGUUGCUGUUGUGGUUGUUUGUCGUGACCAGAGACAAGCAGAAACAGAAAAUGCCAAUUAUGCAAGGCGACUUGGGCAGCAUAACUCGCGUUUUGGUGCCAUCUUGGGCCAUUUUGAAUUGAAGGAGUGGCUAUACAUCCAUGCUGGGGAGCCGGCCGGAUUCGGGGAAUGCGAUCCAGCCCUGAAUCGUUGGACUUGGGUCCAUGAAGAGAGUGAACUCAUCCAUGCAACAUGCAUAUGCAAUGGCAUGGUCCAAAGUUUCACAGUUUUUCAUUUUUGAUUACAGAAACGAUCCGGUCGCACGCCUGCAUUGCAAAUACGAUGGAGGACACCAGUCCGACACUGGAACAGCCUGCGGCUCCAACAGAGCCUGCUGCAAAUGCAGCUCCAACAGAGCCUCCGGCUGCCGACUGCGUGAGCCCGCUUCUUUGGGCCCGGUUCUUCCAGAGAAUGAGCCGGCAGACAUGGGCGACAUGGGCAAUAUGGCCGCCAUGGAGGCGGCGGAUGCCAUGUUGGCGAGCUUUGACCCUUGGUGCGGAGGCUGAAGCAUUUGCAUUACAUGCAAAGCUCUGGGAGAGAGGUGUCAAAGGCAGAGGUGGACAAGCUGGAGGAUCUCAUAGACAAGAAGAUCCAGUGUAGGACCCAGGCAUAGUGGCGCUUUCAAGCCUGGAAACGACUGAAGGAAAAGUCUGCCAAGUGUGCACAAGACAAGAUGUGCACCGAUCUUGCCCUUUGAAAGCCUACAGCUCCAGCUCCAGCAAAGGCAGCAGCAUCUCCAAAAGGUCCACAGCCACCAUUGCCGAAGGAUGGCGGGGUCAAGGUGAAGGCAAAACCAAGGCCUCCUGUGCCAGUGUACAAGCCAGCGACCCAAAAGGUGGCUGAGAGGAUCCCUUUUGGGAAAGGAGCUACGCUCUCCCUGCUCAAAAGCACCGGAGCAGACGGAGGCCGCCGGCUGCCGGCCUGUAUUAUUUGGUUCUUGGAGAUGGUGGUUUGGAGUGGUUCUGAGAGCCACAAUCAGAACAGGCUCCCAAAAGGGCCCUGGGUACUGAUGUCAGACUUGCAUAUUAACCGAGGCCAUUAAUCCACCUGGAGAGGCUCAAUGGGAGUGGACCAUUUCAGUUCUGAAUUUGGCUGAGGGAACCUGCGCAACCUUGAUCACGACGGUUCCCUGCAAACAAGUUCCCUGGAUGUGAAGAAAGCAUGUGAUUGAGCAGACAAUUGCCCGGAGUUUUCUCUGCUUUUUUCUUUUGCGGGAAGACCACCUAUAUGACAACAGAUCGUAUUCAUACAAUGUUCCUAAACUCAGACAACUGCGCCCCUACAUUGUAGUUUAGUUUGC